This is a messenger RNA of Rhipicephalus sanguineus (brown dog tick), 1439 nucleotides long. Its product is annotated as palmitoyltransferase ZDHHC20-B. Gene Ontology annotation, cellular component: Golgi apparatus; endoplasmic reticulum. Gene Ontology annotation, molecular function: protein-cysteine S-palmitoyltransferase activity. The record is from RefSeq and is a predicted model, not a curated record. Lineage: Eukaryota; Metazoa; Arthropoda; Arachnida; Ixodida; Ixodidae. Gene Ontology annotation, biological process: synaptic vesicle maturation; peptidyl-L-cysteine S-palmitoylation; protein targeting to membrane. The coding region runs from base 1 to 1068 and encodes 355 amino acids. The transcript has 3 exons.
AUGGUAGGCUCGCUGCUCGGAACGGUGAUACGAGCGGUCCAGUCCAUUUGCUUAUGGGUUCCGGUUGUCUUCGCUGUAUCGUUGUUCGCCGAGGCGUACUACGCGUACGUGUUCGUAUUCUGUGGUCUAUUCGUGAAGGAGAACGCCCUGUGCUUCGCGUUGGCCACAGUGUUCCACCUGCUGCUCUUCUUUUGCCUGUGGUCGUUCGCGCAGACCACCUUCACGUCUCCGGCGCGCGUGCCACCUUACUUCCACAUCAGCGAGGACGAGCGCCGCAACCUGGCACACGCUGUCCGGAAUCCGACUCGCCGGGCGGCCCUGCUUGAAGCUAUGGCCGCCAAGCGUGGAGUCCUCACUCGGGCUGCCGACGGCAGCGUUAACUACUGCGACCCUUGCCAGCGCAUAAAGCCCGACCGAUGCCACCACUGCUCGAGCUGCGAAAGAUGCAUCCUGAAGAUGGAUCACCACUGCCCAUGGUUCAACAACUGCGUCUGCUACAAUACAUACAAGUUCUUCCUGCUCACGCUGUUCUACAUCGAGCUUCUCUGCGUCUACGUCUUCUUCAGCGUGUCCGUUUACGUGUGGAAAAGGAAACACCACCAGCUACUGCAGUCGAUGCACACCGUGUUCCUGGUGACACUCGGAGCUUCGUCGUUCCUCUCGAUCGGCUCCUUCCUCUGCCUCCACCUCACAUUGUUGUCGCGUAACUGCACCACCUUGGAGUCGUCCAGGCCCCCGAAUUUCAAGGAACGUGGCGACUCGUUCGACCUGGGCACGCCGAGAAAUUUCACCGAGGUGUUUGGUCAGCGAGCAGAACUGUGGCUCGUUCCACUGUUCACCAGCCCCGGUGAUGGGUCGCGGUUCCCGACCAGGUUCCACCCGGACAGGGACAGCCACGCUCCGAGAACAGCAGCGCCCGCGAUGAACCGGGGGCGCAAGGACGCGGACUCGGCUUUGUCAACGACAGCGACGACGGACACGAUGAAACUGCAUGGCACCGCUGGUCAUCAACUUGGCAAAGGAGGGCCUCUAGCUUCAACUCCUCCCCUCGCGGCGACACCAGGCUAGAAGAUGGUGGUGCGCUCCGCACACGCACCACCGUUGCGAAGAGCGUGAACUGCGCCGUUUUCUGUCGUUCCGUCGUGACACUGUGCGCUUAGCUGUGAACGGCCGUUGAGAACGGCAGGUGCAUCUGGGGGACUUGCGAGGGCUAUUUCAUGGUGUAUCUGACUACCUAACGCACACUCGCAACCGCACUCUGUACUAUAUACGCAAUUUUAUGUUUUGCACAAUAAACUUUCGUUAUGCUUUCUAGAAUUCAAUUCUCGCCAUUCUUGCAGCGUUUCGUGCAGCAUGCACGUCGGACUGGGGCGGCCAGCUUUAUUUGAGCCAAGGUUCGAACUGUGCUGACGCAGUAAACUGAUUUCACCGUCGGCACC